Molecule: messenger RNA, 1002 nt
Organism: Pestalotiopsis fici W106-1
Lineage: Eukaryota; Fungi; Ascomycota; Sordariomycetes; Amphisphaeriales; Sporocadaceae
Exons: 4
Coding region: 1-1002 (333 amino acids)
Biological process (GO): GPI anchor biosynthetic process
Cellular component (GO): endoplasmic reticulum membrane
Molecular function (GO): hydrolase activity, acting on ester bonds
Source: RefSeq, a predicted model, not a curated record
AUGUCGAGAUUAUGGACGAGAAUAACGCCUUGGCUGGCCGUUUUCCUCGUCGUCUGCCUGUUGGCGAACACUGCCGAGGCGUCCCUGGGCGACCGGCUACCCGAGUUUCGCGAAUGUGUAGAGGUCUGUAAGAGAGAGAAUUGCGACCCCAAGAACAGCCCGACACACAUUCCUCUUCUCCAUCGAGUCCUACUCUGGACGUGCCCGCAAGAAUGCGACUACACAUGCCAACACAUCAUUACGUCGAGACGAAUCGAGCGCAAUGAGCCGGUCACUCAGUUCCACGGCAAGUGGCCCUUUGUACGGGUUCUGGGCAUGCAGGAGCCCUUCAGCGUGCUCUUCAGCUUGGGCAACAUGGUGGCUCAUCAAAACGGCCUGGCAAAGCUGCGAUCAUCCAUACCAGCAAACUACCCGCUGCGUUCGUACUAUUGCCUGUUUGCGUACAUGGGCAUUGCCACCUGGAUCUUCAGCAGCAUCUUUCACGUUCGCGACUUUCCCCUGACGGAACAGCUCGACUACUUUGCGGCCGGCGCUGGCGUCAUGUACGGCAUGUACUAUACUCCAAUCUUGGUCUUUCGGCUCGACAAGCCCACGCCUAGGCGGAGGAGCGUGCUGCGGCUGUGGACCGUACUCUGCUGUACACUAUACGCAUGCCAUGUCAUGUAUCUGAAGCUAUGGAAGUGGGACUAUACCUACAAUAUGGCGGCUAAUGUCGUGGUUGGGCUGACGCAGAACGCGCUGUGGACCUAUUUCAGUUGGAGAAAGUACAGGCAGACGCGCAGGACGUGGGCUGUCUGGCCCGGAUGUGUUGUAGCGUGGCUCAUGAUGGUCAUGAGCUUGGAGCUGCUCGAUUUUCCGCCGUUAUGGGGAGCCCUCGAUGCUCACAGUCUCUGGCACCUGGGCACGAUAUUCCCAACAGUUGUGUGGUACAAUUUCCUUGUUAAGGACGCCCAGGAUGAUAUAGCAAAAUCUACGAAAUUGAAGGAUAAGGAGAUCGACUGA